GCUGUCAUCUGUCAUUGUCAAACACAACACUAACAAAUUAUUGAUUUAGUAAAAUAAGCCAAACGACCCCAAUUUGUGAUUAGUUUCGUUCUUUGUUGCAAAGAAAAUGUCUUCUAUUAUUCAAAAAUGUAAUGACGACAAUAUACCCUUAGCUGACGAUGAUCCACAAGUGAUAAUAACAGACGACAUCGAAAACAAUCGUUUAGACCAUGGCCGCUCAAUGGACUCUUUACCAAGUUCGUACACAGGUGGCUCGUCAAGCCCUGGUUUAAAUGGACCGCCUAGCUUCGAGCCAGAUUCAGGUAUAGACGAACAAGAGGAAAAAGCUCGUUUAAUAUCGCAAGUGCUGGAGUUACAGAACACAUUAGACGAUUUGUCUCAGCGUGUGGAUUCUGUAAAGGAGGAAAACUUGAAGCUACGUUCCGAAAACCAAGUUCUUGGACAGUACAUUGAAAAUCUUAUGACAGCUUCUUCAGUAUUCCAAUCUACCACUUCUAAUGUUCAGAAAAAGUAAACAAUUUGUUGAUGAAAGCACCAACAUUAGCAAUGUCAAAGGCAGAAGUGUGUUUUUAUGUUGGCAAUAAUGGAAACCAUUGAAUGCACAAAGCUUUACGGUAUCUGUAAUUGGCUCUUCCAUCAGUCUCUCUAAAAUGUGAGAGUAGUAAAAAAGAAAUGUGAUUAUUCUCUAAAAAUGUUAUAAUGUUAUAAGUUUUCAUACUACUAUAUAUGGAAUUUACUUUGAAAUAGGGUUAUCCACUUUAGAUAUCUGCUUGCAAAGUUUUUUUAUUCAGUUGUUUUAAGAUUUCUAUGUCAAAACAUGUUUGGGUCCAUUAAGAAUCUUGUAGGAACAAUUGAGUGUUGCCAACAUAACAUUCUAUUAAUUGUUUUAGGGAAAUCUUUGUGGCUUUGCUUUUAGAAAGAAGCAUAAUUUUGACAAAUUACCAGAGCACAGAUUGUAAUGUAGUUAUGAGCAUUUUAUAUGUCUAAGCAUAAUUUUUCACUGUAUUUACAUAAUAAAUAUUUGUUUGAAUUUUGUUCCAUAAUCAAAUAUUACACAUUAGCGCAAUUUAUAGAGCAAAAUGUAAUCUCUUACCAUAAUUACACACAUUCCAGAUUAAACUGCUUAGGAUAUUAAUUUAAUACAUGUUGUACUAGCUCUCUUCUCAAUAAUGAAAAUCUCAAUGAUAUUCUAAAUUAUGUAUAUCUUGUCUUAUAGCUUUAAAUAUAUUUAUAACAACCUA
Messenger RNA from Papilio polytes (common Mormon), 1241 nucleotides. RefSeq names its product short coiled-coil protein homolog. Lineage: Eukaryota; Metazoa; Arthropoda; Insecta; Lepidoptera; Papilionidae. The transcript has 2 exons. Bases 107 to 514 code for a protein of 135 amino acids. Gene Ontology annotation, cellular component: trans-Golgi network. The record is from RefSeq and is a predicted model, not a curated record.